Xyrauchen texanus (razorback sucker) is the source of this 5147-nucleotide messenger RNA. Its product is annotated as mitogen-activated protein kinase kinase kinase 4-like. The record is from RefSeq and is a predicted model, not a curated record. Bases 179 to 4804 code for a protein of 1541 amino acids. The transcript has 27 exons. Gene Ontology annotation, molecular function: ATP binding; protein kinase activity. Gene Ontology annotation, biological process: MAPK cascade; protein phosphorylation. NCBI's taxonomy places the organism in Eukaryota, Metazoa, Chordata, Actinopteri, Cypriniformes, Catostomidae.
ACAUGGCGUCAGUGCACACACGGGCGAGCCUCAACUCUGCAGACGGAUAGAGAAAGAAAGUGUGCACCGGGACUCGUAUCACACACCUGUCUUUGCGAAGUCGAGCUGUAUUUUCCUGGACAUGUUCUGAUUCAUGCACUGGUGAAAGGAGAAACAUUCAGUCGAUUCGGCACCGGUUAUGGAGCCUCCGGAUGAAAUGAGGCCGGGGAACUCAUCCAAAUAUGUGUCCCAGGAGAACACUGAGGUGGAUGAGUCUUGGGAUGAGCCCAGCCAGGAAGAGGAGACUCUGUACGAUACCUCCCCUCCCCGGACUCCCCGGCUGAUCAAACGCAUGUCCAACAAACACCAGAGAAGUAGCCAGGUGUCAAAGAGCAAAGAGAAGCCCUGUUCCUCCAGCCCAUUGUCCCAAAGAGAACGUGAGGGAGCCCGAUCAGCUGAACCUCCCGAGGAGCACAGUUACAAGCAGGAGAAGAAGCAGCGCUUCAACCAGCGCUCCAACGAGCGAGAUAGCAAAAAAACCUUUGAGGGCUCCUUUAUGCUCGAAUCAGUCUCUAAAUCGAGUACCAUUGGCUCUAGAAACAUGGACCCCCGCAAGCCCUACCUGAGCUUGGGCAUGCUCCCUGUGCGCACCCACCGGCAGACCUCUCGCACCGACUGUCCGGCAGACCGCCUCAAGUUCUUUGAGACCCUGCGGCUCCUGCUCAAACUCACUUCCAUGUCAUCCAAGAAGAAAGAGAAGGAACAGAGAGGCCUGGAGAACACAGCCUUCAUGGGCCAGAACAAUGAGGUUAUCUGGCUGGAGUUACAAGCCUGGCACGCCCGCCGUAGCAUCACGGAGCAGGACCUGUACCUGUACACCGCCCGCCAAGCCAUACCUGACAUCAUCAACGAGGUACUGCACUUCAAAGUGGACUAUAGCAGCCUAGUCGAGCAUGACUGCAACCUCACAACAGAACAGAGCAACUCCUGUCCUGGAGAAACCAACUGCAGAAAUGAUCCUUUUAGUUUCAGCACCUCCUCCACAUCGUGGGGCAAGGUCGAUGCUGCUGCUCCUUUUUCUUCAGCAUUGGAGUGCAGAGAGCACCUGCAAAGGCAACGAAUCGCCUUUGAUCAGGUGAAGCGAGUCAUGUCGCUGUUGGAGUCGGUGGAAGCUCUGUACCCAUCUCUGCAAACACUGCAGAAAGACUAUGAGAAGUAUGCUGCCCGAGAUUUCCAGGGCAGAGUGCAGGCGCUCUGCCUGUGGCUCAACAUUACUCAGGACCUCAAUCAGAAGUUGCGAGUGAUGGGCACCGUGCUGGGCCUAAGGGAACUUUCCCGCAUCGGCUGGCCUGUCUUUGAGAUCCCCUCACCUCGAUGCUCACACGAGGACGAGGAUGUGGAUGAGGAUGAGACUGAGUCUACCGCUACCUUCACCACGGAAAACGAUGGGGAGGAAAGGACCUUUAGUGGGGCAGCUAGCAACGGAGAGCAGUCGCCCUGCCUCACGCCAAAGUUUUCACGCCUCAUGUCGGAAGAGGAGUUCCUCCCACAGGACAGUGAGACCCAGUACUGUCCCACCGCCAUCUAUAGGCCAUUUGUGGAUAAGGCACUUAAACAAAUGGGACUGCGUAAACUGAUCCUCAGACUGCACAAGCUUAUGGACCGAUCGCUACAGAGGUCCAGAACUGCACUGUUGAGUCACAUGUCGGCUCAAGAGUUGUCGGCGAUCCCAGGAUGUUCUUUGCACUGUGACUACCUUCCUGAGCUAUCCCGUCACCUGGGCGGUCAGGAGGAUGCGGGUUCAGGACGGGUAUCAUGGGAGGAGCUUAUGGACAUGGACCUGCCCUCAUUCCGGCCGGCCUUCUUGGUGCUUUGUCGUGUGCUGCUAAACGUCAUUCACGAGUGCCUCAAACUGCGACUCGAGCAAAGGCCUGCAGGGGAACCGUCCCUGCUCAGCAUCAAGCAGUUGGUGCGUGAGUGUAAAGAGGUUCUUAAAGGAGGGCUGCUGAUGAAACAGUACUACCAGUGCAUGCUCCGUGGUGUCGUCACUGACCCCCAGGGUCUACAGACUAAUGCCAACAUUGACGAGUUUGAGGAGGAUCUUCACAAAAUGCUAGAGGUGUACUUUGACUACAUGCGCAGCUGGAUUCAGAUGUUACAGCAGCUGCCUCAAGCCUCCCACAGCCUGAAGAACCUGCUGGAGGAGGAGUGGAAUUUCACUAAAGUCAUCACUCCAUACAUCCGAGGCGGAGAGGCCCAGUCCGGCAAGCUCUUUUGUGAUAUUGCUGGAAUGCUGUUAAAAUCCACUGGAGACUUCCUGGAUGCGGGCCUUCAGAAGAGUGGCAACGAGUUCUGGGAGUGUGCAGAUGACAGCACUGCUUCAGAUGAAAUCAGGCGUUCUGUGAUUGAGACGAGUCGCUCGCUCAAAGAGCUCUUCCAUGAGGCAAGAGAGAGAGCAUCUAAAGCGCUAGGCUUUGCCAAGAUGCUGCGCAAAGAUCUUGAGAUUGCAGCAGAAUUCAGCUUAACCAGUGGAGUAGCCUCUCUCCUGCAGGCACUGAAGGCCAAGAGUUACGUCAAGGUUCAAAUCCCAGGACUGGAGGAGCUGCAGGUGUUUGUCCCUUGUGGUCUGACGGAGCAGCGGUUGGUCAUCUUACAGCUGCUAAAUGCGGCUGCAGGAAAGGACUGCUCAAAAGAGCCAGAUGAGAACCCGGAGGAUGAGGCCUACCUGCUCAUGAGCAAGCAUGGAAUCGGGGACUCUGAUGGCAGCUGUGCCGAGUGGGACGGCAGUGUGCUUAAACUGGUGCCUCAAGUGGAGACGGUGGACACGUUACGUGCCAUGAAGGUGGACAAUCUCCUGCUAAUUGUGAUGCAGUCUGCACACCUGGUGGCACAACGCAAGGCCUUCCAUCAGUCGAUGGAAGAUCUUCUAACCCUCAGCCGAGAACAGACAUCUAGCCAGCCACUCAUCGCCUGUGCUCUGGAACAACUUAAGAAUGAGGCUCUCCAGCUGUGCAUCAAGAUCAACACAGCAAUCGACCGUGUGGAAUACAUGUUCACAUCAGAGUUUGAGGCAGAGGUGGAGGAGACUGAGAAGGCAACACUGCAGCAGUAUUACAGAGAGGCCAUGAUCCAGGGCUACAACUUUGCCUUUGAGUACCAUAAAGAGGUUGUGCGUCUGAUGUCUGGAGAGUUCAGGCGGCGGAUCGGGGAGCGCUACAUCGCUUUUGCUCGCAAGUGGAUGAACUUUGUCCUCACAAAGUGUGAAAGCGGGAGAGGCACUCGUCCACGAUGGGCAACGCAGGGCUUUGAUUUUCUUCAAGCAAUUGAGGCAGCGUUUAUAUCAGCCUUGCCAGAAGAUGAUUUUCUGAGUCUGCAGGCUCUGAUGAAUGAGUGUAUCGGACAUGUUAUCGGGAAACCACACAGUCCAGUCAGCAGUAUGUACUUUGCAGGCCCACGUAACAGCCCUCGACCUGUCAAAGUGCCACGUUGCCACAGCGACCCUCCGAACCCAUGUCUAUUCAUCCCUUCAUCUCAUGCUGAGGGUUUCAGCUCAAGGAGUCUCCCAUGUGAUCUGCGUACCCAAUUGUGUCCCCCUGGUCCCCGCCCCAUCCCUCCGUUACACCCAGGGGAACACAGCCAAGCCAACAAAUCCUCCGGCAGCACCCCCAAUGACAUCAGGGUGUCCAGUGUACAUGAGAACGACCGUCUGUCCUCUGUGGCAGCAGAGUUUAAAUCCCUUAGCCGGCACUCCAGUCCGACAGAUGACAGAGAAGAACCCUCGUAUCCUAAAGGAGACCCCAACAGUACUGCGCGUCGCAGCUGGGAGCUCCGCAACUUUAUCAGCCAGUCAAAAGACACAGCAGCCCGUCAGAGCCCUAUGGAGACAGUAUGGCGCUCCAUACAUGCAUUCGACGACAAGCACUAUGCGCUCAUGAGGCAGCGCAACAUCAUCGGCCAGGUGUGCAACACCCCCAAGUCCUAUGACAACGUCAUGCACGUGGGCCUACGCAAGGUCACCUUUAAAUGGCAGAGAGGCAACAAGAUUGGCGAAGGGCAGUAUGGAAAGGUUUACACGUGCAUCAAUGUGGACACUGGUGAACUGAUGGCCAUGAAGGAGAUUCGGUUUCAGCCCAAUGACCACAAAACCAUAAAGGAAACGGCCGAUGAGCUGAAGAUUUUUGAAGGAAUCAAGCAUCCCAAUCUCGUCCGCUACUUUGGUGUUGAGUUGCACAGGGAAGAGAUGUAUAUCUUCAUGGAGUACUGUGAUGAGGGGACACUGGAGGAGGUGUCUAGACUGGGCCUGCAGGAACACGUCAUCCGCCUCUACAGCAAGCAGAUCACGACAGCAAUCAACGUUCUGCAUGAACAUGGCAUUGUACACCGUGACAUUAAAGGAGCCAAUAUCUUCCUUACGUCAUCGGGCCUGAUAAAGCUUGGGGACUUUGGUUGUUCAGUGAAGCUGAAGAACAAUGCUCAGACGAUGCCUGGAGAAGUGAACAGCACACUGGGGACUGCAGCAUACAUGGCCCCUGAGGUCAUCACUAGGGCAAAGGGUGUAGGUCAUGGCCGUGCUGCUGAUAUCUGGAGCCUUGGUUGUGUCUUAAUAGAGAUGGUCACUGGGAAGAGACCCUGGCAUGAAUAUGAGCAUAACUUCCAGAUCAUGUACAAAGUGGGUAUGGGCCACAAGCCGCCCAUUCCUGAAAAGCUAAGCACAGAGGGGAAGGACUUCCUGGUCCACUGCCUGGAGAGUGAACCCAAGCGUCGGUGGACCGCCAGUGCCCUGCUGGACCACCCCUUUGUCAAGGUCUGCACAGAUGAAGAGUGAUCUGGAGGUCAUCGGAUUAUCUUAACGUUUACAAAAAUGCUAGCACUACUUCACACAGCAUGAAAGGAACUCUGGAUUUGUGAAAGACAAAGGAAAAAGACUGGUUUUUAGCUUGAUCUGCUAAAAAAUAUCUGCUUAAAGGGGGCAAGUCUUACAUGUACAGUCACAUGAGCGGAUGGAAUGAAAAGGUUGUUUGGAGAAGAGGGUUGUAUUGUACAUACUGUAAGAAUAUGGUUAGGGACUUUGUACAAAGCAUAAUGUAAAGCUGAAGUUUAAUAGCCACUUUUUUGCUGGUAAAGGAAUUUAGUUGAUUGAGUCACAGGGAAUACAAGUUAAAGGAGAC